Messenger RNA from Stegostoma tigrinum, 924 nucleotides. Its product is annotated as claudin-4-like. NCBI's taxonomy places the organism in Eukaryota, Metazoa, Chordata, Chondrichthyes, Orectolobiformes, Stegostomatidae. Gene Ontology annotation, biological process: bicellular tight junction assembly; cell adhesion. The record is from RefSeq and is a predicted model, not a curated record. Gene Ontology annotation, molecular function: structural molecule activity. Bases 1 to 924 code for a protein of 307 amino acids. The transcript has 3 exons. Gene Ontology annotation, cellular component: bicellular tight junction; plasma membrane.
AUGGCGAGUCCUGGCUUCCAAGUGGUGGGAUUUGUCACUUGCGUGCUUGGGUGGUUCAUGGCCUGCGUUACUAUGGUGAUGCCGCAGUGGAAGAUCCACAGCCUCGGCGGCAGUACGAUUCUGACAGUAGAGGAGGGCUGGGAAGGGAUCUGGAUGAGCUGCAUCAACGAUAGUGGAGGUCUCCUGAGCUGCAAUGUAUAUGAUUCACUCCUGGCGCUGCCAUCCGACCUCCAGACAGCUCGGGCCCUCAUGUGCCUGGCCGUGGCACUGGGCAUUUUAGCCAUGUUGGUGUCGAGUGGGGGCUUGAAGUGCACCAAGUUUGCAAAGGGUGAGGAGAGGCUCAAAGCCUCGCUGAUUGUAGCCGGAGGGACUUUAUUUAUCGUGGCAGGAAUGUGUGUCCUCAUUCCCGUCUCCUGGACUGCUGCCAAAAUCGUGGCUGACUUCUAUAACCCACUGGUGCCCAUGUCCAUGAAGACGGAUCUGGGAGAUGCUCUGUUCCUGGGCUGGGGCUCAGCCUGUGUCCUUGUCCUCGGGGGGAGCAUCCUGUGCUGCUCAUGUCCGGCAGCCACCCAUGACCCAUUGGCCUAUCCAAUCAAGAACCUGUUGUAUUCUGAGGUAACUUUCUUCACUGUCCACUACGCCUCCAAUGUCAUCGGCGCUGUCUUGCGCUCCCACGAGGAGCUUGAACAGUUCAUCAACUUUACUGACACCUUUCACUCCAGCCUCAAAUUCAUUUGGACCAUCUCUGAUAUCUCCCUCUCCUUCCUAGAUGGCUCUGCUUUCAUCUCUGGGCACAGUUCAGGAGUGUGCGGGCACGUCCUUCUCUUGCCUGUAUGUGUACAGCUCAGGGGGCUUGGCACAUAUUAUAGUUUGAUAUUGGACCUGGUUGGAUAUUGCAAAAUGGCAGCUCUGCCAAUUAAGUGA